Heterocephalus glaber (naked mole-rat) is the source of this 3125-nucleotide messenger RNA. RefSeq names its product olfactory receptor 10D1B. Gene Ontology annotation, molecular function: G protein-coupled receptor activity; olfactory receptor activity. Gene Ontology annotation, biological process: G protein-coupled receptor signaling pathway. NCBI's taxonomy places the organism in Eukaryota, Metazoa, Chordata, Mammalia, Rodentia, Bathyergidae. Gene Ontology annotation, cellular component: membrane. The record is from RefSeq and is a predicted model, not a curated record.
CUUAAUAAUUUGAUACUGGUGUCCAGAUUUGAGAGUCUUGGCUCCCUUUUCAAGGUCAGACAUUCUCACAGGUAUGAGGAAUCUCUCAAUGGUGACCGAGUUUAUUCUGCUGGGCAUCCCACACACAGAGGGUCUGGAGACCAUGCUAUUUGCCCUGUUUCUGUCCUUCUACAUCUUCACACUUAUAGGCAACCUGCUCAUACUUCUGGCAAUCAUCUCCUCCACUCAACUUCACACUCCCAUGUACUUCUUCUUAUGCAAAUUGUCCAUUUUUGACAUUUUUUUCCCUUCUGUGAGUUCUCCCAAGAUGCUAUUCUACCUCUCAGGGAACAGCCGAGCCAUCUCCUAUGCAGGAUGUGUGUCCCAGCUCUUUUUCUACCAUUUCCUGGGGUGCACUGAGUGUUUCCUGUAUACAGUGAUGGCGUUUGACCGCUUUGUUGCCAUCUGUCACCCUCUACGCUACACAAUAAUCAUGAGCCUCAGAGUAUGCACCAUCUUGGCCAUGGGGACCUCAUUUUUUGGCUGCAUUCAGGCCACCUUUCUCACCACUCUCACCUUCCAGUUGCCCUACUGUGGCCCCAGGGAGGUGGACUAUUACUUCUGUGAUAUCCCAGUGAUGCUGAAGCUGGCUUGUGCAGAUACCUCAGCCCUGGAGAUGGUGGGGUUCAUCAGUGUGGGUCUCAUGCCCCUCAGCUGCUUCCUUCUCAUCCUCACCUCCUACAGCUGCAUUGUCUGCUCCAUUCUGCAGAUCCGCUCUGCUGAGGGCCGGCAUCGUGCCUUCUCCACCUGUAGUGCCCACCUCACUGCCAUUCUACUUUUCUACAUGCCUGUGGUCCUUAUCUAUUUAAGGCCAACCCCAAGCCCCUGGCUGGAUGCAACUGUUCAGGUCCUGAACAACCUGGUCACUCCCAUGCUGAACCCCUUGAUCUACAGCCUCAGGAAUAAGGAGGUGAAAUUAUCACUGAGGAAUGUACUACAUCAGCUGGGCUUCCUUCCUGAGAAGCUGUAGAGAGAGAGAGAGAGAUCAGUAACUUACCCUUCAUGCUUUACAGCUGACAAAAUACUUUUUUGUUGUUUAAAUUCUUUUAUUGGUUCAUUUUAGUUAUACAAUACAUUUACAUUUAUCAUUGGGUGCUUGUACCUGUACAUGAUGUAUCUUGGUUCUUAUUUUUUCCCCAUUACCUGUGCACCCUUACCCCGCUUCACCUUCAAAGGGAUAGGGAAAGUGGGAGGGGAAGGGGAAAGUAAAGAAGGGAACAGAAAAAUUAUGAGAAAAGAAAAAAAUGGGAACAAAGUCUAUGACAAAAUACUUUUAUUUUGUUCUCAUAAGUAUUUUAGAAUUUGAGAGCAAAAAUUGUAUUAUUAUUUCUACUUUAUGACAUGGGGACUGAGAUGUUCAGAGUUAGUGUGAUUUGUCCAGGGAUCUAUCGGCAACACAUGGUGGAAUGAAGACCACAGAGAUGGUUUUCUGAAACUGGGAUCAGUGUUUUCUUGUAGACAUCAUACUGAUGGAACGAGAACAGAAACUCUUGCUAGUAGGCAGAACAACCUUGACUUCCUGUCUCUCAGUUUUUAUUUUCUUCAUCCUCUUUCAUUGCUCCUCCUUUUCCACUCAAUCUAGUGCUUUUUCAUCUUGGCUAUAGAGAUGUCCUCUUCAGCAUCUGCAUUGACUAUGCUAUCAUUUUAUGGUUUCAAAGGUUGUGGAAAGAGUGAGAGAAGUAUAGCCCCAUGACUUCUAAUAGCAUCCUGUUACUUCUAAACCAUAAAGAAAUUGUAUGAAGAGAAAAACUUCUGGGUGUAACUUGAAAUAAGUCCCUCAUAUGUAGAGCAGAGGUACAAGUGUGCUGUAUUCCUUUCAAACCCUGCCUGUUGUAUUUAGACCUGAAAACAGGUUUGGGCUAUGACCGUGCAGCAUGUAUAUGAGCAUAUAAUUGAGAAGAGGGACUAGUUAGAGGGAAUUCAAUGAGAGUAGACUGUGCUGUGAUUCCAUAUCUUGUCUUCAUCAUACUCAGUACAAUGAGGAGUAAAUAUGGGGUCCAAACUCUUUUUCUUUUGUUUCUUUGGUUUCUUUAGUUACUGAAAUAACUUCACUUUGCUGUACCUUCCUGUAUUUCUUGAUUUUUUUGGCUGAAAUAUGCUAAACACAGGAAAUACCCCAUUUCAAUCCAGUGAGCUAUUACUUUCAUGAUUGAAUUCAUUAGGUAUCCUAUCAUGUGGCUGGGGAUUUAGCUCAGCGUUUGCAAGCACAACGUCCACAGUUUGAUCCCUGGUACCAAAAAAAGAAAAACAGAAUCCUAUCAUGCUUGGGAAUAUAGCAUCUAUGAAGUUUGUUCUUAGAAUGAUCUAGAGAGUAAGAGACUUUAGAAAGAAGCAGAUGAAAGAAGCAGAGAUAGAAGCAUAGACUGGCAAUUUUCUUCUAUCUCCUUGCUUCCAAAUCUAAGAGAUGCUGGAAGCUCACAUGGCUUCAGAGUCUGAAUUCUGUUUCUACCAGAACAGGAGCCCAGAAUGCCAAGCCAAGCCUGGGUUGAGUUUCAUUGUUGGAUAAUAUUUUUAUGGGUUCUGCAAUUAAGAGAGCAGCCUAAGAAGAUAAGGAGACCAUCCAGAAGAAUAUUUUAUCCACAGGGACCAUCAUUAUAAAGAUUCAAAGUUUAAGCAGAGGGAGGCCAGAGAAGAAAAAGAGUAUUAAACCAGAGAUUCAGAGGACAGUUUGGAGCUGAAUGAGCUAUGGCUGCAGCAUUUUCUCAGACACUUGCUUUAAGUAUGAUCUAAGAGAUACCCAAGAUCUGCACUAGGUGGAAUCCAGUUUUUAAAAAUAUAUUUUUGUUCACCUCAACAAUUUCUGCAACAUACCAUGAAACAUUCAGUCACAUUUUCCUUCAAUUUCCCACAUAAAUUUGUUACAGAAUCAGUGCCUGUUCUCAAUUUCAUCAAUGGAUUAGUUGUACAUAGGGCCCAGAGUGAAACUAUAAUGUAAUCAUCUAUGAAGAUGAUAUAGGGGGAAGAGAUGUAAUUCCCAAACCUACUAGAUAUCCAAAACAUGAGUUCCUGUUCUCUAAAAUUGAAGAGUGAAUUCCAGAAACAAUGGAGGUUAAGAAUAGGAAAAAUUUAUUGGGAGAAAGAAAGGU